CAGCACCACACCACACCCUCUUUAUUCUCUCUCUCUCUCACUCUCUCACUCUCUCACUCUCUCUCUUCAUCCAUAGCUACUCAAUGGCAACUUUGCAGUCUCUUGCAUUGGCCUCCCCAUUUUCGCAUUACUUGCAGCAACCGCGUUCUUUCCCAGGCUCAUUAUCUUGGCCUGUCCAUCGUAGUGCAAAGUCUGCAUUCAAUGGCCAAUCUUUGCACGUGUCCCAUCCACAGUUGACUUUGGUUAAGCAAAAAACAUCAAGUUUUAUUACAAUGAUGGUCAAACCAACAAUUCAAUUUAUCCAAGGAACUGAUGAACAGACAAUACCGGAUGUAAGGCUAACCAAGUCAAGGGAUGGUACAAAUGGGGUGGCCAUUUUCACAUUUGAUCAGCCUUCUGUUUUUGACUCGUCUGGUGAACUUGGUGAUAUAACUGGUUUUUACAUGAUUGAUGAGGAAGGAGUUCUCCAAUCAGUUGAUGUUAGUGCUAAAUUUGUAAAUGGAAAGCCAUCUCGGAUUGAGGCAAAGUAUAUUAUGCGUUCUCCUCGGGAUUGGGACAGAUUCAUGAGGUUCAUGGAGCGAUAUGCUAAUGCAAAUGGCUUGCAAUUUGUCAAAAGUUGAGGCAAUGUAUACACUUUCUUCUGUUUUACACUUUGUCACCUCAUUUUUUUUCUAAAUUAAUCAAGAAAAAAUUGAAGAUCUCAGUUCAUGCCCAUCUAGGAUGCUUUGCAGCUACCUUAUAUCUCUUGUCUUAAAAAUUUUGUAGUUCAUGAUGAUGUGCAAUUUCGUUUCUCCUCCAUUGUAAAUGUACAAGUGAGACAGCUCUUGUCCUUGAACUUGUUUCUUCCUACAUCAAAUGUCUUAAUUUAAUUUACAAGAAAGGUUAAUUUUUUUAUCAA
Molecule: messenger RNA, 898 nt
Organism: Manihot esculenta (cassava)
Lineage: Eukaryota; Viridiplantae; Streptophyta; Magnoliopsida; Malpighiales; Euphorbiaceae
Product: photosystem II reaction center PSB28 protein, chloroplastic
Exons: 2
Coding region: 84-620 (178 amino acids)
Biological process (GO): photosynthesis
Cellular component (GO): photosystem II oxygen evolving complex; chloroplast thylakoid membrane; photosystem II
Source: RefSeq, a predicted model, not a curated record